Bacillus rossius redtenbacheri is the source of this 6354-nucleotide messenger RNA. RefSeq names its product myotubularin-related protein 6 (gene Mtmr6). Bases 364 to 2418 code for a protein of 684 amino acids. Gene Ontology annotation, molecular function: phosphatidylinositol-3-phosphate phosphatase activity; metal ion binding; phosphatidylinositol-3,5-bisphosphate phosphatase activity. Gene Ontology annotation, cellular component: cytoplasm; membrane. The transcript has 13 exons. Lineage: Eukaryota; Metazoa; Arthropoda; Insecta; Phasmatodea; Bacillidae. Gene Ontology annotation, biological process: phosphatidylinositol dephosphorylation. The record is from RefSeq and is a predicted model, not a curated record.
UGUAUCUUAACGCCGAAAUACCACAACCUAACCUAACCUAGGCUAGCCUUACCUAACCUUACCUAACCUAACCUUUGUGGCAGUCCUGCAAUGACAUUUUUCGGCGUUAAUGUAUUUCGGCGUGGUGGUACACAACAGUUUUCUAACUGUCGGCGUUAUGGUUUUCGGCGUUAUUGUACGUUCGGCGUUGUGGUAGCGACCCCGAGUCAUCCUCGUGUGUGUGUCGUCUCCGUGAGGGUGCGCGCUUGUAGCUGCUUGUAGCUGCUUGUAGCUGCUUGUAGCUGCUUGUAGCUGCUUGUAGCUGCUGGCGUGGCGUGGUAGGAGUGGUAGGAAACAACCUCGGUCUUGGAUGGGGCUGGAGGGAUGUCAAUAAUACGGUCGGUUGAAAAUGUGCGAAUGCUGGAUCGAUAUAAUGCUCGCAAGCCUUCCAUAGGUACUCUGUACCUGACGACAACACAUCUCAUAUUUGGGGACCCUGAUGGAAAAAAAGAACUUUGGAUCCUGCACAUGCACAUAGCCAGCGUGGAGAAGUUGCCGCUGACGACAACUGGCUCUCCCCUGCAGAUCAGGUGCAAGACGUUUCUGUCCGUGACGUUUGUCGUCCCGCGCGAGAGGGACUGCCAUGAGAUCUUCACGACGCUUCAGAAACUGUCGCAGCCGGCGCACAUAGAGGACCUGUACUGCUUCUCGUACACGUCGAGCACGGAGGACGUGCCCAAGUCGGCCGGCUGGAACUUCUUCGACCUGCAGGCCGAGUUCCAGCGCAUGCGGGUGCCCAACGACCACUGGAGCCUCACGCUGCUCAACAAGGACUACGAGCUGUGCGACACGUACCCGCGCUACCUGUAUGUCCCAGCGACCGCCACCACCCAGAUCCUGAUGGGCAGCUCUCGCUUUCGCAGCAAGGGCCGUCUCCCCGUCCUCAGCUACCUGCACAAGAACAAAGCGGCCAUCUGCCGGUGCAGCCAGCCGCUGUCGGGCUUCAGCGCGCGCUGCCUGGAGGACGAGCAGCUGCUCAACUGCAUCCUGCGCACCAACCCGAACAAGAGCUACAUGUACGUCGUCGACACGCGGCCGCGGAUAAACGCGAUGGCCAACCGGGCAGCGGGGAAGGGCUACGAGAACGAGAACUUCUACGAGAACAUCAGGUUCCACUUUUUUGGUAUAGAAAACAUCCACGUGAUGCGCAGCAGUCUCGCCAAACUGAUAGAAACGUGCGAGCUGAAGGCGCCGACGAUGGGCGGCUUCCUGAGCGGCCUGGAGGGCAGCGGCUGGCUGCGCCACGUGCGCGGCGUGCUGGACACGGCGUGGUUCAUCGCGCGGGCGGUGGAGGAGGGCGUGAGCGUGCUGGUGCACUGCUCGGACGGCUGGGACCGCACGGCCCAGGUCUGCUCCCUGGCCGGCAUCUUCCUGGACCCGGGCUGCCGCACCCUCCAGGGCUUCCAGGCGCUGCUGGAGAAGGACUGGCUGGCGUUUGGGCACAAGUUCAGCGAGCGGUGCGGGCACGUGGCGGGGGACCCCAGGGAGCUGUCCCCGGUGCUCACGCAGUUCGUGGACUGCACCUGGCAGCUGACGCGCCAGUUCCCCGCCGCCUUCCAGUUCAACGAGCGCUUCCUGCUGGCGCUGCACGACCACGUGCAGUCCUGCCAGUACGGCACCUUCGUGGGCAACUGCGAGAAGGACCGCCUCGACCUCAGGCUGAGUGAGCGAACCUUCUCCCUGUGGGGCUACAUGGCGAACCACACGGACGAGUACAUAAACCCGCUGUACAACCCAGACAGCAAGCCAGACCUGCUGGUCCCCAACGUCGGCCCGCAGUGCAUCAAGUUCUGGAGGGGAAUGUACUGCCGCUUCGAGAACGGCGUGCACCCGCGGGAGCCCCUGGGAGACCUGCUGCUGGCCACGCUGGACCACAGCUCGUCCCUGGAGGACCACAUUCGCCUCCUCACCAAGAGGGUGAACUACCUGAAGCAGCGGCUGGCAGAGGAGGGGGAGACGAAACAUGGCAACGCUGUGCUCGAUGGGAUCGUCCUGGACAACCGGUACCUGUACGAGCAAGCGGACGCUGGUCCAGACAGCCUGGCGCUCUUCAAGAAUAACAAGGUCACCGCCAAUGCUGUUUCAGGGCUGAGCGGGGCCAAGGCGGAGGUGACGAGCGCCGACCAGCUGGCGGAGGAGGUGGGCUCCGUGGCGCUCGACUGGAAGUCCCUGCGCAACAUCCGCGAGUGCGUCUGUUCCUCGCCCUUCGACCACUUCAGCCGCAAGUACCACUGCUGGCGGUGCGGGGAGGUGUUCUGCCUGCGCUGCAUCGACAAGCACGUGGCACUGCCCGGCCACCUGUCGCAGCGCGCCGUGCCGGUGUGCCGGCGCUGCUUCCGCCUGCUGCGGCGCUCCCCGUCGGGCGACGAGGCCCCCUGAUGCCGGGAGCCUGCUCCUGGCACAGCUGCUGGGACAGCUGCCCGCCACUGUGUUUCCCAGCUUAUACUCACAGUUCAGUGCUAUGGGAGACAUGAAGUCUAAGUAAAAAAUAAAAAUUGUUCAAAAUUUAUUUUUUGUCUCUCUGGGCAUGUAGGCUGCUCCAUGUCUGUUUAUAUGAUGUGUAAAUUUAAUGGGCGAACUAUCACUUUGCUUUUAAGGAUGCAUUUUUAUGUGCAGGGAACCAGGUAAUGGAUCAAGUUGUUUAAUUCCUGUGUAAUACUGACAAAAAAAAAUUGUGAAAUUAUGAUCCAAUUGUCAAAAAUAGAUGAUGCUAGGUGUUUUGUUUGUUAGGUAUAAAAUAUAGGCAUGGCAUAUGGCUUGAUACUGGGGGAUGAAAGUAGUGAAGUUGGUCCGUGGAUAAUGCCAUACUUUUGUACCCUGUAAUUAUUGCAAAUAUUUAGUAUAAAGGUUCGAAAAUUAAGGCUAUUUUCUGCUAUAUUCUUAUAUGAUAAUUUAUGUAGAAAGUUUAAACAUUUCUAAAUGCUUACCAUGAAUAGUGGUAGCUGUGCCACCAUAGUAAAAUCUCAUUAAUCCAAAGUGCUCAAGACAAAAAUGAAUAACAUAAUUAUGAAUUUAUAAAUAUAUAUUUAAAUAAUGCUUGCAAAAAGUUAAUGUAGAUUAUGCAUAUUUGUUGUUUGGGGCUUGUUUACAAAAUAGCACGCACUGGUUUCCCUCUGCCAGUUGCACCGUAGAUCGCAGAGGGUGUGACGUUGAGAAAAUUGGAAUUGAACUUAUUAUUAGUUAUAAAGCUACAAUAAUUCAAAAUAAGUAAGUGGUUGGGAAUAAGUGCUAUUAAAUGAUUAAGUGCCGGACAUUUGUGGUACACAAACACAUUUAUCCAUCCAUAAAUUUUUUUUUAAAAAUCACUCUGUGGCAUUUAUAGGAUAAAUGAACUAAAUUCCUGUUUUCCUCAUCAUAUUCUAUUUGAUUCAAACACUAGCUUGCACAUCUCAUGUCAUAGCUCUCUUGUGCCUGUUGGCAAUGGGAUUAGUUUUUCCUUCUCGUACAUACAUGGCAUCCCUGGCAACAGAAGAAGGGGGUGAAGGGCUGCCAAGUGUUGCUGGCUGGGGAGGGCAGGGGGACUGCAGCAUUGUGCCUGAUAAGAGGGGUGGACAGGCAGGUAGCUAGACAUUAUGUCCUCCUGCGAGAUGUUAUUAAUUUCCAGGCACUGGCAAAAACUCCCUUGAUGUAAAAAUCACUGUGACAUCAAUGUGAGCAGGUAAGUGUGUUAAAAGCAAUGUAAAUUCACACGGUUGAGUAAACACAAGCAGAGAGGGACAGAUGAGCUUUGCAAGGUCGUGGCAGUUGAGGGAGGGAGGGAGUGAUGCAGACAGGAGUGACGUCACUGCAACGUCACCACGUCACCUACUGACCAGUCCGGCUCGCUGCUGACCAGCUCGCACGAGCCUGGUGGGUUUAACAUUCCACAUCAUCUUGUUGCACAGCAGAACUAUCAGCAUUUAAAACCGAAUAUCAGUAUUUAAAAACUUUUUGAGAAAAUUUAGCUUAGUUUAUGACUAAUGUAAUAACUAAAAUGCAUAUAAAAUUCUGUUCUGACACAUGCAAAAAGACAAAUUUCUGUGUAAGUGGUAUUUAGAAUUAUCCGAGUUCAAAUUAAUGAGAUUUUACUCUACUAUAAAACCAGGAUUUCACAUUCUGGUAAGUCAGGGAAAGUUAGGGUAUUUACUUCAAAACUGGAAAAGUUGUGGAAAUUCCUUAGUACAGUAAUAAUAAUUUCAGGGCAAAUGUAAUGCUUCGUUAUGCCAUCGCUCGGACUUUUAAUAAAAACAUUUUUUUUCCAGAGGGUGUUAUAUCGCAUAGUCGUACACACGUGAGGCUCAGUUUGGACUGGUGUAGCUGUCGGGAUGGUGGAGACUGGGUUGUCUUUAUUUCUUUCAGAAAAUUUCAUAAAAGGAAAAUAAAUUUUAAAAAAUCCAUCAGGCAAAUUGGUAAUUUUGGUUAUGGAUAGUCAUGAGAAGUCAGGGAAAUUUUUUCUAUGGUUUUGUAUGGAUACCCUGAUGACAUUAUUUCAGAAUUUAGAUUUCUGGGAAAGGUAUAUUCAUUUCAUUGUGAUUGGCUCUGUUUUUGUUGUCUUAUUAUUUAGCCCAUUCAUCACCAUCAUAAACACCAUUUCCUGCAAUUUUUUUUUGGAGAAACAUCAGCAUAAUUGGAUUUAAUUUUCAUACUUUCAAGACUGGUGAGGUUUUUCAAAUGUAAAUGUAACUCUUAAACCUUCAAAUCUUGCAUAUUCUCUAUUGUUAAGUCGUGUGUUGUAUGCUUAACCUUAACGUGGAUAAGUAUAUAUUGAUUACCCAGCCUGUGGACAGUUAUUAUUUUUCUCAGAUCAAAAUCAGAUUGUAAAUAAUUUGAGCCUCUUUCGAGGUGUGGAUAAUGUUUUAGAAAAUAUUUUUGGUUUUUUAUUUUAAUUUUAUUUAUCUUCAAUCUUUGCAUUUACAUCAUUUACCACAGGUAGAUGUUAUCUGGAUAUACAUUUAUGCUAAAUCAAUUUAUAUGCAAUAUUUUUAUGGCGUGUUAUUUUUAUUGUAUUGUAUUUUUUGUCAUAAGCAAUUUUUUUGUUACUGUAUGUAGUUGUAUGGUCAAGCAGAUUUGUGAAACUGCAACCAUUGGACAGUGUUAACAGUUUGAAUUAUGUAUUUAAUUUCUGUACUUGGUGUUCUGGCUAGAGUUUUGUUUUAUUGAGAAACAUUUCGUUGGGUGAGUACUACAACUAGGCAACGGCACUUCUGUUGUUUCAAGAAAAAAAUAAAAAAUAAAUUAAUUAAAAAAAAUAGUGUGGGAAAAAAAGAGGGGAGGGGGGAAAAAUUGAGUGACUUGUUUAAACAUGGUUGCUGAAUUUUAACUUAAGUUGUAGUAUGUUGUGAACCCAGCUUAUUGAAACUGUCCUGUGUAAUUGACCACUUGGUGUAUGUUGCCAAUUUUUGUAGUUACCUAGUUGUAGUACUCAACCUACAAUUUGUGAAAAUGUACUCGAACAACAUUUAAAAUGGAAUGUUAAUUAUCUCAAAGGCUAUGUUAUGUAAGGUAUUAAGCCUGAGGAAUGGUUUGAUUGGCAUGACUCUACCCCUAGUGACACCUCACACUGACUGACAUAGUUCAGAUCAAACAGUGCUCUAACAGGCCAGGAGCUGUGUAAGGUAGGACAGCCAGCUACUUUGCUAGGACGGUAAAACCACAUAUGCAUUAAUCAGUGAACAGUAAUGUAACUUUGGCACUUGCAGGCUGAAAUUAUGUACGUAGUUUCAGAUAAAUCUGAAGUAGUGCAAUCAUAUGCGAGAAGAAAAUAAAGCAUAUUUAUGUUUGUUAAGAUAGAUCUUUAGAUACACGUCUAACCUUCCAAAAAAUUGUAGAUAAAGUUUACAUUUACCUAAACAAGUAUGUAACCAAACAUAAUAUGCCUAGUAUAUACGGUAAAACAUCAGUUGGAAUCGCUUAAAAUAAUGGUAAAAAUUCUAUGGAACCCCCCUGUUACAUAAAUCUGCAAAUAACGUAACUGUUUAUGUAGUCAAAUUUUUAUAGUUAAAUACUAUAUGUGGAUUUCCACCACAUUAACAGUAAAAUUCUAUUUCAUCACUUUUUGCUACAAUAUAAAAAUAGCUUUUUAUUUUUCAUUUAAGUUUCUUAACUUUAAUAAUACUGUAACUGAAACUGGAUUUGGUUAACUUUGGCAACCGAUGGAAAAGUACAAAGCAAGAAAUGUAGCAGUAGACAAACACUAUACUUGUGUGAAGGUAGACCUGAGACCGUCUUGCUGAAGCCGUCAUUUGUAUGGACAGUGUCCUUGCUGUCGAUGGAUGUGAUUGGUGAUUAUCGUGCUAUUUACAUGGAUAUACGGGAAUAAAGAAUGUUUGUUUAAAA